Molecule: messenger RNA, 597 nt
Organism: Gryllus bimaculatus (two-spotted cricket)
Lineage: Eukaryota; Metazoa; Arthropoda; Insecta; Orthoptera; Gryllidae
Source: the annotation of a GenBank genome assembly
AUGCAUUAUGCUCGAUACAUCUUCAUUCGCAUUUUGCGGUCUAAAGCAGUUGCACAGUGUCACUAUGUCGGACGUGUGCUUUUUAGUAAACAUCUUCUUUUAACGAACGUUGGGAUUUCAUCGUUCUCAUCAGCAUUGGGUGAUUUUAUUGAGCAACAGUACGAGAUUGUGCAGAAUGAGAAACGAAAAUGGGAUAAAAUCCGGACUUACAAUAUGACAGUAUCAGGCAUUACUGUAGGAAUUUUGUGCCACUAUACAUAUCAUUACUUGGAUAUCUUGUAUCCUGGACGCACACUCAGAAAUAUUAUCAAGAAAGUUCUUAUUGAUCAAAUUGUAUGUUCUCCUUUAUGUAUAGGGUUAUUUUUUGGAACUCUUGCUGUGCUUGAGAAAUCUGACUGGGACACAUAUAAGGAUGAAGUAAUUGAAAAAGGUUGGAGAUUAUACUUUGCUGAGUGGAUGGUGUGGCCACCUGCACAACUUGUAAACUUCUACAUUGUGCCUCCAAAAUUUAGAGUCCUGUAUGAUAAUCUUAUUUCAUUAGGAUUUGAUAUUUAUACAUCAUAUAUAAAACAUGAGGUGGAUUCGAAAGAGAAUUGA